Bacillus rossius redtenbacheri is the source of this 15626-nucleotide messenger RNA. It is a transcript of the gene Bruce, whose product is annotated as baculoviral IAP repeat-containing protein 6. The record is from RefSeq and is a predicted model, not a curated record. The coding region runs from base 37 to 14229 and encodes 4730 amino acids. The transcript is spliced from 61 exons. Gene Ontology annotation, biological process: regulation of cytokinesis; apoptotic process. Gene Ontology annotation, molecular function: ubiquitin-protein transferase activity. Lineage: Eukaryota; Metazoa; Arthropoda; Insecta; Phasmatodea; Bacillidae.
UCUUGCUGGGAGAGUGAGUGUACCUACCAGACGAAAAUGGCUGACGAUGAAGUGUGGAAGUUGAAUGAGGAUGGUUUAAUAAAUGUUGAACCUAAUUGUAAAAGUGUUAUAUACCACCCAAAUUCUAAUGUUAUAAUUGCAGUCAAAAAAUCUUCAGAAGUUAUUGUUGUUGAUGUCAAUUCCGGAGUUACUUUGCGAAGGAGUUCUUUAUCAGCAAAAGCGAACAGCGAGAUACAUGGAGCGUACAUUCCAGAGUAUGACAAAAUUCUGUUCACGGAUGGUGGCAGGAUUGGUAUCCGCAGAGACUACAGUGGGGUGCUCUUGCUGGACACUAUCCUCCAGACGCCGGUGAGCAGGCCGGAAGAUGUGGUCAGGGUGGAGCUGCCUCUCUCGGAGGCUGUUCUGCUUUUCAACACAAUGCGGUCCAAUGAGUUGUCAGGUGUGGAGCCCAAGACUGAAGUUAUGUCUGAGCUGGAUAAAAAAAUCAAGGAAGGCAUGGCUGUCCCCAAAAAAGGCACAAAGGCUCAGAAGUGGAGCACCGUGUGCUUGGAGCUGUCCCACGCUGCGCUCAAGGCGGUGUGCACCGGGGUCGUGCAGGAGCUCAAGCGCCAGAACAAGCACGUCCCGGCACUCUCCAUCGCCUCGGCCAUCAACGAGCACCUCACCAGUCUGCUGCCCAUCCUGUCGAUCGACGAGGCCACCAAGGACCGUGCCUUCAUGUUCAGCGAGGCUGCGCGCCGGGAGACCUUCGGCCGCUGGCCCCACAUGAACUAUAAUCAUUGUAUCCCUAGGUGGGCGCUGCCAGAUGAAAUGGCGCAAGCAGGUUUCUACCACCAGCCCAACUCGACAGGGGAUGACCGAGCAAUGUGCUUCACGUGCAGUGUCUGUCUUGUCUGCUGGGAGCCUACAGAUGAGCCAUGGUCGGAGCACGAACGGCACUCCCCAGCAUGUCCCUUUGUGCGGGGAGAGUACACGCAGAACGUUCCUCUGUCGGUGACGCUUGCGACCCUGCCCGCAGCACCUCUCCUCGACGAGGGCGACAGACUCUCCUGUGUGUCCACAUCCUCCGUCCCAGAGCUGGUAGCCACAGCAACCAGGGGUGGGCAGAUUGUGCUGUGGAAUGUUGCACGCCAGCUCAAGCGUGAAGUGACCUUCUACGUAUCGGCACCCUCAGCUCUUCCAGAUGGCUUGCAGUUAAGCGACAUACUGGAGCCACAGGAAGAUUGGGCAAAGAAGAAGCCUGGGGACACAGGUGGUGAGAUGUCUAUACAAGAAAUUGAGGAGAUCACACUGGACAUUGCCAUUGGUAAUAUUCUGGGACCACCCGACAAUGGGGUAGAAUUGACGGCAGUGGCAGUAGUGGGACGACAGAAGGUGCAGGUCAGACGACAGCCUUCAAAGAAAAUUCGUAAAACUGGUCGUCAGUCCAAUCGGCCGCUCAUUGUGGCCGGUAUCACCGUGAACCCUGCCAACCGCAACGUUCACACGGACUCUGUGUGGGGCUCUCCCAUGGUCAGGGCCAUGAAUGAUGUUAAUGAGGCCAGCAACAGGGAGUCCCAGCUGUUGGACAUCAUGAAGGUGCGGGAUGCUGAUACCUGGCCAAAAGCAUCAGACAGCCCAACCAUGGUCAAGCAGACGAGUUUGUACCUAAUGGUGUAUGCGGUGCAUUACUACUCCCCUGCCCGGGAGGGUUGCGAUGAUGUGACAGAUGACGGUGGAGGGGGUGGUGGGUGCGAGGGGGGCGGGAAAGUGUCUGGAAAGUCGAAAAAGAUUAGUUCUGGGACUGGGACGACUGCAUCCUCAUCUGAUGGUCGCCAAGAAAAGAACAAUAUCCUUCAGGAUAUCUUCCUUUCAAAGUUCCUCUAUGAUGUGCCAAUGAUUGAGGACAUUGGGUCUGACACCACGCUACCUGCUCCUCACGAGAGUGCAGGAGAUUUCGUGGACUCUCCCAGCACAAAGAAGAAGGAUCUGCUGUACCAACUGAGUAUGCUCGGGGCAGGGAUUGGUGGCGCAGGCUACGAUGAGGGCUCCUCCGGUGUGGGCAUGCCCAUUUACGAGGCCUGUCCUCCGUCGGUUCUCCUAAAGGCCAGUCGCAGUUCCAAGAGUCACGACGAUACCAGUUCGAAGAACGUUGCAGACGAGAGUGCGUGCACCAAGAUAAACAAUGUCGUUCCUCUGCAAGGCGUACCCAUACCGAGUGCUUACGUCUUGUGGAAUGACCUGUCAGUGCUAGAGAUACAUCCUACGAAAGAUGGGGGCCACAUAGUCGUCCUUUUAGGCAGGAAAGACUGUAAUAUAGAGAAACCUCACACCUCCCCUGUAACAAAUUAUUCAGAGGAAAAUGAAGUUACUGAGAUGGAUGUUGAUUCGGAUUAUGUGGAGAGUGCCUCUGCUGAAAAUGCUGGGGAAGAUGAGUGUGCUGGGCAGAAUGUUAAUUUUUUUACAGAGGAGGGGGGCGAGAACUCAAAAAUGUGCGUGAAUGGGGACACGAAGCAUCCCUUUAUCGGUUCUUUACUCGUGUAUGCUUUGGACCUGGAGAACGAGGACAUGCGGUUGGUAGAGGAGCCAACAAAUGUGCGGGAGUUUGAUGCCCUAGAAUGUCCAAGGCAUAUGGUGAUGCUGCCUCUUAGGGAACAGGAUGAUGGUGGUAUUCCUGUUAAGGGUAACUUGCAGGGUUUAGCAGCUCUUGUUUGUGCAGAUGGAGUUUUGAGAUUGUUAAAUCUCUCAACAUUCAAAAUUGUAUCCAAAGCUGCUCCCAAGAAGUCAGGGUCCAAGUUCAUCUCGGCAACAUAUUGCAGUAGUCUGGAGAGGUUAUGUGUCCUCACGGAUAAAGGCACGCUUCACUUCUUUGUGAUUGGGGAUGGCGGAGCAGCAGAGUGUGCUGGCACUUCGACCACGCCACCCCAUUUGACAACUCCACAGUCAGGCUACCCACUCAUGCUGGGCUUCUCGUCUGAUGGAUCUUCCACCUCUUCAUCCAAUGCCAGUCCCAGCGAGCAGCUGCUCGUGAACCGACUGCCGCUAGGCCUGGCGGAGCUGCAGCAGCUGCGAGAGCUGACACUGUGUGCCAACUUGUCCCCGUGCUACGCGGCUACUGUGCCCCCGUGCUGGUCGGAGUUGAUGCAGGCCCAGAAGCAGCGCCGCCACCCACAGCACUUGCAGCAGGGUGACGAGGUGCAGCACACACGUAGCUGGCGCCUGCAGACUGAUGCGAACUCGUGGGAUGAGCAUGUCUUCGAGAUCACUCUCCCUCGGAGUUGCUGCAUUGGCCACGUGGACGUGAAGUUCUCCCUGCACAGCCCUUGUCCCAACCUGCCCCACAUAGAAGUCACCCUGCUGAAACAGAAUCCUUGCGGCAUCGGCUGCAAGGAGCGCCCCCCCACUGCUGUUGAGGAAACCAUCAACUUCAACAUUGGCCAAAACACUGGUGGCAAGGCCAACUGCAGGCUGUCGAGUAGGAACCCUGUGACGGAUGACGACUUCCAUCGCGACCACAACACGGAGGUCCUGUGUGGACCCAUCAGCCUGGCCUCUUGCCUCGACUUGUCUGAGCACCACGGCAUCAUCACCCUGUCCAGCCCCCGGCUCUUCAAGAUGCGAGGUCGCACUCUCCUUCUGCACAUGAAAGCCAUGGGCGAUGGUAGAGAUCAGACGAAGGAUGUGGGUAACAGAAACUGUUUCAAUUCGGAGAAGUAUUCUUCGUCUGGGAAAAAGGCGAAGUACAAGAGUGGGAAGGGUAAGCUGGACCAGAUGCUGGACGAAUACCCGGUGCAGAAUGGCUCGGGGUCGAGCGUGGACAGACUGGCCUCGGCCGCCGCCACCAAGAAGCUGGAGAUCCUGGUGGGCUGUGACUGGCUGCACGAGGUGUCCAUCACGAUCCGCAGGACCAAGCAGACUUCUAUCACCAAUGAUAAAAUUCAGCGCUGCGCGAUGCUGGAGUCAAAUGCAUUUGCAGAAAGGUUACUGAAGUUGGCAUGCCUGGAGGGACCAGACAGGUCCCCUGUGGUGCAGGGUCUUGCCAUAGACAUCCUGGUGUGGGUGGCAUCAGUUCGGCUGGCACGCCUGCGCUGCCCAUCAGGAGACUCCAAGUCGGGGCAGGUUGAGUUUGUGCGCAUCGUUGAGAGGAAGCUGGUGCCGUUGAUCAAGCACUGCUUGCUCCUGUCAGGCCGCAGCAUCGCCCACAAGUGUGUCAAGCUGAUCCUCGUCUGCAGCGAGGGCAUGAAGAGCGCCCUGGACUCGGGCACGGUGACGUUCGACGGCUGCGUGCUGCAGGCGCUGCUGGAGUGGCUGCCGAGCGUUGGAAGCGUUCACUCUGCUGGCACGUUCCGUUGGUUCCUGCUCCUGCUGUGCCGCGUGAUGGCGCUGGAUGUGUCUGCCACCACGGGGCAGACAUGCGCCUCGCUGCUGGCCCAGGUGGCAGAGGAGUUGCGCGCCCGCUCAAACCCCUACCACAUGCUGCUUCGGACCAGGUUUGGGCUGUAUGGGACUCCGUUCGAAGCAGAGAUGUUUGACGUAGAUCCUCCUGCAUCUGCAAAGUUCUCUUCCACUCCCAUCACGUAUGCAUCUGUAGUAAACCAGGAUAUUGGUGGUACAUCGUCUACUAGCAGCACUACCUCCUCGGUGGCUUCUGGAUAUGGAAUGCCGGAGCUUAUUGACCUGCGGGAGCUGCUUGGAGUUUCCGUGCUGGGGUGCGGGACGGGUGACGGCAAGAUGCCGCUGACGAAGCUCCGCGGGCUCACGCUGAACCACUACAUGAAGGGCCUGCUGGAAGUGGAACCACUGCACUUCACCUGCUAUGCAGCCAGCGACGGCACUAAAAUGGAGAAGCUUGAGCCAGGUGCUACACCAGGAACCAGUGGAACUGUGUCGGUUCCUGUUGGGAAUGUAAUGGAAUCUUUCAACUUUGUCCCUACAAGUUCAGGCACUAAAAAGGCAGAUAGCGAUUUUAUAUCGUUUUGCGAAGAUAUCAAGAAAGAGGAAAUGUGGAACUCGCUGGAGCUGAAGAUUAGUGGAGAGAGUGGUUCGAUCGUAACACUUUACGGGGGCGAGCAGAAGAUCAUCCCUGUGAAGUGCGAUGGCGAGGAUGAGAUCAGGCAUACCAUCCAGUUUGGCGUGGCGCAGAGUAGCGGGGGCGGCCAGCAGUGUGACAAGGACUCCAGCUCUAGCUCCUCGUCGCUCACGGACCCCGCACCCCUCAUCUGCACUCAGACGUUGCCCUAUGACGACGCCUACCCACCGCUUUCCCAGAUCAGCCAGACACUUGCUGAUGGUACCUCCCAUGUCAAGCAGCCAGAUUCCAAGAAGGGUCCGGCGGAACCAGGUGGUGUGAAUCUGCCGUGGCAGAAGCUGCUGAAGAUCCCUUCGCAACACAUGUUGGUAAUAGAGAGGAUGCAUUCUGGGGCACGGAGGUUCGUUGUUCUGGACUUUGGCAGUCCUGUGCUGCUCACAGACUUGCUAAUUCCUGCCUGCUCAGACCUCGUCUCCCUCUCCAUUGACAUCUGGUGCCAUGCCGAGGAAGCAGAUGGCCAGCGACUAGUCGUUGCCUCGGACAUUGGCAUCAAGUCCUUAGUCCUUAGUGACCUGCAGCCACCUCCUGUAUGCCGCUUCCUUAAGAUUACCACAAUUGGAAGGUACGGAAUGAAUACAACUCGGUGCAAGAUUCCUGUUGGCUCUUUCUACGGCCACGUUGUUGUCCUGCCUGGUGAGGGGGAUUCAGAGUCCUGUAGUGUUCAAGGAAUCAGUGACUCCAACAUGCAGACACAGCUGAUGCUCCUGUCAGCAUUGUUUGAAGACACGCACUGUCGCUACAGUCUGGCAUGCGCCAAGUUACAAGACCUUCUAUCGCCACUACUCAAUGCAGAGACUCCAAAUGUCGUCAACAUGUAUCACUACCUACAGAAAGACAAGGAAAUCGAUAAGAUGUAUCCCAGUGCUGAUACUCAGAAGAUUUUGGUCGCCUAUCAGGAGUGCGUCACCUUCCAGCACCAGCUGAACCUGGUGCGCAACGUCAUGCGGAGGCUGGAGCUGGCGCAGGGCGGUGCUGCCGCGCUCCCUGACGUCUCCCCCACCCCCCGGCUGCUGAAGGACAUGUGCACUGACAAGCUGCGGGUCCUGGGCGAAGGCCUGCUGGACGUCCUCCUGUACCUGGUCUACGAGAUCGGGCCCGUCCCGAGGCUGCCAGUGUCUAUGUACGCGCUGUUCGACCAACAGUUGUGCGAGCAACUUUUCAACUGCCUGUGCGUGCAGGAAGACACACGCAUUCAGUUGCAGACGUGCACACUGCUGGCAAGGAUGUGCGGGCUGCAGCCUUGGUGGGGUGACUUCUUGGCCAACACAUUAGCACGUCUCUUCAGCUCCCAGCACACCACCACCUUUCCUCAGGACAGGGUAUUCAUCCUACUGACGUAUUUGGGCCGCAAGUCACUUGCGGCAGGAGCAACAUGCUCCUCAGUUCUUGACGGGAUGCUUGCGCUCCUGGCCGAGCUGUUGGCACCUCUGUCAGCUUCCCAGCAGGCAGGCUUCCUGCGUGCCGAGAUGGAUCUGGCCUUGGUGGGCUGGGUGCUGCUGUUCCUCUCCUCUUGUUUCGACAUGACCGGGGGCUCUGUGUCUCACAGUGAAGAGUCCACUGACAAGUCGAAGGACAAAGAACAAGGCGGGACUUCUCGCUGGGACUUCAUACAGGGGGAAGUGGCGAUGCAACGGAAGAUGGCGACAACAAACCGUAACACUGCCUCCAAGAGCUACCGCCGUAAACUGCAGAAGAGAUUGAUGCAUCACAAACAGCAGCUGGAAGACCUGGAGAUCGCAAAGAAAGCAUUCUAUGCCUCCUCCCAGGUACAAGCACUUACUGCUCUGUCAAACCAGGCUGCAAAUCUCUCAAACAAGCUUGAGGUGGCCUUGAAGCAACAAGAACAAUUCUACAGGAAGACUCUAAAGCAGCAUACCUCAAAGCAUUUCAAGGACAUCCUUCAGAUGCGCAGACUGGAUGGGCCGCUGCUGCACGGGCGGCAGGCGCGGCAAGGGGAGCGCGCGGAGGAGAGCAGCGCGGAGGCGGCGGACCGGGAGGUGACGAUAUGCCUGCCGCAAGCGCGGUGCCUGCCCGUGGCCCGGGGCCUGGUCGCGCUGGUGCUGCAGAUGGACUUCACCUGCAACGUGGACGUGUUCCUCCUGGCCUGCAAGGUGGUGGCGCGCAUCGUCGCCUCGGCGCGCCCCCGCGUGCAGCUCGCCGACCUCAUGACCGAGCAGCAGCUGCUGCGGCUGCUGCGGCUGGCGGUGUGGAGCGACGGGAGUCAGCGGGCGUGGUGGGGCGGGCCCUGGGCCCCGCAUGCCAUCUGCUGCCUCCUGCAGGACGUGCUCGAGAGUGUGCGGCUGCUCCCCACCACUCCCGUCACGCCCUCUCAGGAACCUGAGGAGGAGCUUUCCACCCCCAGCGCUCCUGUUCCAGGCCCAUCAUCAAGUGUUAACAAGUCAUCUGUAAAUGGAAAUGGAGGCAACUUACAGCUGCCAUCGGUGCUGGAGUCUGACGACAGUGAGUUGGAAGAGUUUUUGGAUGACAUUCUGGAGCAUGGGAGAAGUCUGCUCCGGAAGAACAGCAGUGGCCGUUCAGGGGUGGUCGCCACCUCACACAUCUCAACAGCGUUGGAUGCACGACUUGAGUAUGGCUUGGAGCUGGGAGUGGAAGUUAUUCUGCGCAAGUUGACUGCACUCGGGGCCCACAAUCUUCCGUGCAGCGUCAAUGCAGGGAUUCCCUCUCCGCCGGAGGCUGCCAUCCAGUCUGCGGCUUCGUCCUCGGAACAGAGCAAUGAUGCUGCCUGGCAAGAGGCUGGACCUCUUACUAAGAUGGAAACACUUCCCAUGCUCACUCGCUGCUUCGAUCAAGUUUUCUCUGAACUUCAUGAGCAGACAAUCUGGACAAACUUGGAGUUGGUGCUACAGAUGUGGCUGACACUAAACAUAGAGUCUAUAGGGGAAGGAUCAGUAACAUCGUUUGACUCGAUGAGUGGACCGAUGAUAGAUCUAAGCCAACCGGCCGUGUCUGGGUUGAUUGGUGCCUUUGCAUGGAAUUCUGGUAUUUCACUACGGGCAUGGUGUCUAGCCUUCCAGGCGCUCACGAUGGUGGCCAAUACUGUGAGUCCCAUCUGCAGUGAUGCGUGCCCUGAUGCAGAGGGGCGCUGGUCUCCAGAGGAUGUGGAGAGAAUGGAGGAGUCUGAAAGGAUGCUGGCUCGGGCUAUUGUUCUCGACCGCCAGUUCUUGCCAAUGUUGCUCCGUUUCCUGUCUGGCUCAGGUGUUAACACAGGAGCACAGCUAGCUAAUGGUUGCGCGGGACCCACGGUCUGCCAGGCCUUGCACGAGCUGGUGAUGCGACUGCAGGUGCGCUGCGACGUGAUCACGUCCUCCAGCGAGCUGGGCAACGUGCUCAAGCAGCUCCUGCUCGAGCUGGUGCACCGCCUGGUGCAGCCGUCGGGGGCGCUAGCCGGUCGCCAGGGCCCGCUGGAUGCCCAGUGCAAGCUGGUGGAGAUGCUGCUCAACCUCAGCUUCUCCAACGUGGACUGCAGCCUGGCACUGGCGGUCAUCGAGUCCGUGGGAAUGCUGGUGUACUCCUACAUCCUGGGAGCAGAGAAGGUGACAUGUCCCAGUGUGCUGGACACUAGGGUGAACGCAUCGUCAUGUUUCCGCGGACUGUUUGCUUCUGUGCUUGGUGAUGGCUCGAAGCAGGCUCGCCCCACCUCGUGGGACACACUGUUGUGCUGUUUACUCAAACUGUGCAACAAUCUUGUUCAAACCCCACUUGACGUGGUGCAUGUUCCUGUACAGCCGGAUCAUAGUGAAAUAAUGGAUGUUUCGGAAAGUGUGACAGAUGCUAACAACAUGUUCCACACAGACAAGCGUAAAUCAGCAAAAUCGGACCAAAGCCAAAAAAUGGAUGUGAAAGUGCCAUGUUUGGCGGAUAAAGUGCUGCAGGAUGAGCGAACCAUGCGGAAGCUACUCGGUGCACUUGCGGGCUGCAGUGGCUCCACGCUGGCCAUGCUGAUUGGCUCGUAUGCCCCCUCGGAGCAGCUGGCCUUGGGUGACCUGGGCGAGCCACUCUCCGUGGGUGAUGCUGUUUUCCAGCUGCUUACGGUGCUGUCCCGGCGGGCCACUUCCCCGGGCCUCGUGCUGCGCCCCCUCUUCCAAUUCCUGUCGAGUGCUUCCGCAGGACAACCACAGGUGGGGACAGUGGGAGUUAUGCAACUCUCGGAGCCUUUGCUCUGGUUCAUUCUUCGCAUAUUGGAUUCCGAAACUGCGCUGGAAGAAUUUGACAGAAUGGGAGGCAUCAAGGUGAUCUGUGAGAACUUGGUGAAGAGUAACCAGGCGUUGAUCAACGGUCACCCUAGCUUGGUUUCCAUAGUGCUGCAGCACCUCAGUCAUCCGCUACCCACCACGUGCCUAAACCUGAAGAAGGCUUCCACUCCUCUGCAGUCAAAUGAGGGCCUCAUUAAUUUUGCACCACUAGGCACAAUCAGCUCCAGCAACCCCACGACCCAGCCGGCUGAUGUGCUGAUCCAGGCCAGCCCGCCCCACCGCAGGGCCCGCACCCCUGCCUGGUCCUACCACUUUUACCCUGACGAGAUGUGGGUGGACCUCACCAUCACCCUGCCCUGUGCAGUGCUGCUGAAGGAGGUUCAGCUGCAGCCUCACCUCACCUCUCUCGCCACUUGUCCUUCAGCAGUAGCAGUGGAGGUUUCGCGGGACUCGAGCUCUGCUUUGGUGCCCAUCUGCCCUCCACUGCCUACUAGCGGCCUUACCUACAUUGUGAUGAACCUGCCGCAACCAGAAGUAGUCACCAGCGUUCUGCUGAGGCUCUACAAGCCCCAUGACUCGUCUAACAUCGGCCUGUCCCAAAUACGCCUCCUGGGCACCACCACCUUCGGGGAAACACUUUUCCGCACCGUCAACAUGGACGUGCCAGAUGAGGAGCAGCUCACGAAGUCCAGCCUGGGAUGGCUGCGCCUGCUGCACCACUGCAUGGGCUCGCCUGCGCCCCACUUGGCCAGCCUGGUGAUGGGCUCUGCCGCGAGGGUACCCAACCUGCUGGAGGCGUGCUGUGGCUUGCUGCUCAUCCCGGCCCCGGCCCCUUCUCUCUUCACCCCACACCUGGAGAAGGUGCUGCUGCGCCUGGGGCUGCACUCGCGUGCCCUCGGCCUGCGACUCAUACUCACGCUGCUGCGCAAUGGAACUGCUGCCUUCCUUCAGGGAUCUAUCCCAUCGUCUGCAGUAGUAGAUUCCGUGGUUGAACUUCUGUACCAGUUGUGCACUACCCAAGAUGAGUCCACGAGGGAUCGAGUGAAUACCUUGCUCUCAUGGCUAAAUGAUACUGCACUCACUGCCAUUCAGAUGGGACAAGGCCAGCUGUCCCGCAGUGUCGAGGUGUGGCCGCCAUCAUCUGCUUACGUUCACUGUGCAGCUGCUGUCUUGUGGAAUGCAUUCGAGUGUGGGGUAAACUACGACGUGCAGCAGAUGAUAACUCUGGAGAUGUUCAGCCUCAUGUAUAAGUGGACGCUGACUCUACCAGUGCAGUCUGCUUUGAAAAAAGCCAUCGACACUAUUCUUUGCUCUAUGUGCUACAUAAAGCCAGCACUGUUCCUGAUCUUGCUGCAAAAAAUGGGUGUGCUAGUACCGAGUGUUUCUGCUCGCCAGAAUGCUUCUGAUGACAGGAAGGACCAGGAGCAGGAGGAGAUGAACGCGCCGAUCAGUGACGACUGGAAGGAGCUGAUGUUCGAAAGCGAGCACAGCCGGCUGGUGAUACAAGACCUGCAGCACAUGGACCUGACGGAGAGCCAGCUGAUGACCAUCGCCCUGGCUUGCCAGUCCCCACAGUGCCUCGCCCAGCUGCUGCAGUCGGGACUCCUGUCCGCGCUCACGGCCGCCCUGCUAGACUUUUGCCAUAGGGAGUUAAAUCGGCCAAGCGAAGGGGGCUGUAGCACGUCGGAACCACAAGUCAAUCAGUCUGGGAUGACGGACACUGACAAAGCUGGCAUUCGCACAGGAAACAACAACUCAAGAGGUCUACCGAUGUUGAAGGUUGAUACUAUAGCCACAAUGCUCAACUUCUUUGCUGAAGUGUGUUCUGAGGGUGUGAUGAGGGACUGGCUUGGGUCUCCUGAGGGCUCCGUUUUCUGGCAACCAUUGCUUUCUCUGCUCUGCCAGCGUAACAGCGUUGGCGACACAGAACAACUCUUCCGGCGUCGGUACACACUGAGCAGCGAGGUGUUCUGUGCUUUGGAGUCCUCCACCAUUCGAUUCCUGUCUCGCUGCUGCUCCUGCCACCCAGCCAACCAGCAGUUGCUGUCCCGCGUCCUCUGUGAGGUCAUCGGUCAGCAUGGCUCAUCUCACCAGGGUGUGAGCUUCCUGCACGGCGUGUCGGGGUUCACGCGGAGACUAGUCCUGCAGCUGCUCCUGGAGAAUGAGAAGGUGAUGGUAUUUGUGCAUGCCAACUACCCACUGCACCGCGGGCCACAAGCCAUGUCUAGCAGCUCUGCUUACCAUCCCCGCUACGGCGUGGGACACCAGAGACAGCUCAUACUGACCGGCACCCACACUACCUGCGACGACAUCGUCAAGAUGGUUGCUGUUCCAGGUAGUCUGAGUCCACUGCUUGGGGAGUCGAAGACAGGAGAGGGUGGGUCGGUGCAGGGGUUCCGCAACGAGCGCAGGAAAGACCUCUGGCAACUCGGUAUUGGGCUGGUGGAUCAGCUCUCCAUGGCUGCCGGCGUCACUGCCAAGGACAAGCGAGUCAAGGAUGCUAAAAACACUGCCACAGCAGCACCAAAAUCCCCUUUUGCAAAGAAAUCCCGUUCCAGUGGUGCUGUAGAUGUGGCGUCUCCAAGCAUUUCGGUGGUGUCGAGCCUGCCGUUGCCGGAGCUGUGUGUGCAGCAUGAGGCGGUUCCUGGAGGCAACCUCCCUGGCCAGCUCACGCUCUCCCAGCUGCUGGCCGUGAUGCACCGGCAGGGCCGCUCACUCAGCUCACCUUGCAUACACCUCGAGAUCACACAGAAGAGCAAGAGUGACUCUAGUGACACCAAGGACAGUAGUGCCAAGGCGGAUGACCAGUUGCUGUCCUGCCCAGGACUGCCCUCGCCCCUCCAAGUGUUCACGCAGCAGGGUGGCCUGGCACUUCUAGCACAGCACCUUCCCCUCGUCUACCCUGACACCAUGCGCCACUUCAUUCCCGACAAAGCCAUUCCUCUUGAUGUUCCUGAUGGCGAGUGGGUCAAGGUGGAUGCCAGCGAUGACAUCUACGAGGAGAUCGAGGACUCUGUGCAAGUGUACACAAACGUGUCAGCAGGGGUGUGCUCGUCGAUUCUCCCUACGCCUACGGUCCCUCCACACUCCCUUGCAGCCUUCGGCCUGUUCCUGCGCCUGCCAGGUUACGCGGAGGUGCUUCUGCAGGACAAGAAGAAGGCCCAGUGUCUCCUCAGGCUGGUCCUGGGGGUCACUGACGAUGGCGAAGGAGGAGACAUCUUUUUGUCGUCAGUGGCCAACUCGCUGCACACGUUGCCGUUCCAAGUACUGCGCCAGCUGUUUGACUCCUCCCUGCUGACCACAGACGACGGGGUGUUGCUGAGGCGGACGGCCAUUGACGUGGGUGCCAUGCACCUCCUGCUGGCCUGCCUCUCUGUGUUUACCCACCAGUCGCAGGACAUCAACCUGCCUGGCAUGCAGCACGAGUUGCUGAUAGCUGCCACUAAGGCAUCGUCGUUGCCUUACGAAGGGCGUGGAAAGUCCGACGACAAGUCGCACCUUUACUGGGCCAAGGGCACGGGCUUCGGCACGGGCAGCACGGUACAGUCAUGGAAUGUGGAGCAGGCCCUGCUCCGCCAGCGCAGUGAAGAGGAGCACGUAACUGUCCUGCUUCAGGUACUGUCGAGCUUCGUGAACCCAGGGGGAGGAGUGCCCCUGCACAUGUUGUUUGGGGUGGAUGGCGAUGCAGAGGAAGAGGGUGGGUCUGCCCAGCCUCAGCUGCCCAUCAUCUUCCAUGACCUGCUGCAACAGUCCUGUCUGCUUCCUGCUGUGUGCUCCUACUUGCGCAAUGACUCUGUACUGGACAUGGCACGCCACAUCCCGCUGUACCGGGCUGUGCUGCAGCUGCUGCGUGCCAUGGCCCUCAACCCACACCUCGUGUCGCUGCUGCUCCCCCAGACCUCCCGCUCCGGCGGCGAUGACCUGUCUGUCGUCUGCCUGCUCACCAAGAUGAAGAGCAUAGUGGACACGUACGCUUCGCGUCUCAACACAAACAAGACUAAAGGUGGGUCCAAGGGACGGUCACAGAAUAAGCUGCAAGAGGAGUUGGAGUCUGAUGAAGGGUUGGCACUACUUAUUCCUGAUAUUCAGGAGACUGCUAACUUGGUUCAGACGGCUACAGAUCGUCUUGUACUGGAAGAGGACACAGAUACAGCAACAAACAAAGAUGCCAUGUUUUCUGGUGGCUUGGAGUUCCCUAUUCGUCAGUCGCUUGAGGAGAGGUACCUGGAGGUGAUGAAGAGGCUGCAGUUUGACACAUACGAGAUGAUAGCGGAAUGUCCAGAAGGCGGCUACCAAUUUGUGGUCUCUUACCGGUUUGAGUCCCAUGUGCGGGCAGCGGGAGAGCGCAGCCAUCCCUCACGGGUCAAGAGGCUUGCUCAGGAAACUGUCACGCUGUCUACCUCACUCCCCCUUUCCUACAGUAGUUCCGUCUUCGUGCGCUGUGACACGGACCGCCUUGACAUCAUGAAGGUGUUGAUCACAGGGCCUGCAGAAACACCAUAUGCAAAUGGCUGCUUCGAGUUUGACGUGUAUUUCCCGCCUGACUACCCCAAUUCGCCCAUGCUGAUAAACCUGGAAACGACAGGACAUCACACAAUCAGGUUCAACCCAAACCUGUACAAUGAUGGCAAGGUGUGUCUCAGCGUUCUCAACACCUGGCAUGGCCGGCCGGAGGAGAAGUGGAAUGCACAGACUUCCAGCUUCCUGCAGGUGCUGGUGUCCAUUCAGUCUCUGAUCCUGGUCCCCGAGCCCUACUUCAACGAGCCUGGGUACGAGCGGUCGAGGGGCACGCCCUCAGGCAACCAGAGCUCUCGGGAGUACAACUCCAACAUCUGCCAGGCAACGGUCAAGUGGGCCAUGCUGGAGCAGAUACGCAAUCCUUGCCCUUGCUUCAAGGAGGUUAGUAACACUGCUUGUAUGCCAGGCCUACCUCAAACUUUAUGCUAGCCGCCUUUGAAAUUAACAUAAUUUAGAAUAACAUACAUAAUGUAUAUGCAAUGGUAAUUUAUAGGGACAUGCAUUUAUCACAUUUGCAGAUGGCAAGUUUUCAUGCAUUUUUUUUUUUUUGAAGACACAAAUUUUUACAUUUUUAUAAAAUACUAAGAAUUCACCUCCAACUACUCAAAUUACUGCAAAAUUGACAUGGAAAACAAAGUUACACUUAAAUGUGUGUGUGUGUAUGUGUGUAUGUGUGUAAUGUAUGUAAUGUAUGUAAUGUAUGUAGGGGUCAAAAAUUGCAAGAAAGUGAGGGAAAAUGUCUGUAUACAUUAUUUUUAUAACUAUUUUUUUUUUAUCUGUCCUUAUUUGCUGUUAUAAAAACACUGUAAUGUCACCCAAGAUAAUAUGCUUCAAUACUAAAAUACGUGAAUGCAAGCAACCAAAUGCUAAAAGCUACACAAUUGAUAGAGUAUUUUGAGUUCUCUAUGCUGUAUUUUGUUUAUGGCUAGCAACCAUUUGAGUAAGGAGUGCUUCUUUUGUGCAUGUGAUUCUAUGGAUACUAGAUUCUUCUGUGUAUUUUGUUGUUUGUUUAUGUGUUUAAGAUUGUUACAUUUAUAAAUAAUUGCAAUUAAAGUAUAUACAUUUUGUUACCAGCAUAUAUUAAAGAUAGCAAGGAACUUGCGCUAUUAUUGCGUUGUACUUUCUACUAGUGUUCAUUAAGCCUGUGCUCAUGACUUGGUCUUCAAAAAUGUCAGACCUCAGGCAGGAUGAACAGUUAAGAACUUUGAAAAGAAAUUGUUAAAAAAAAUUGAGUGAUUUACUAAGCAGUGUUUUUUAUAUAUAUUCUAUGGUCUUGGCAACUUUACAGGUUAGGUGGAUUUUUUAUUUUUGCACCUAUCACAUUUUUGAGGUUAGUUUUACUUAAAGCAAAGGCUGCACAUGUUUGCUUGCACACAUUUUUAAUAGGUAAGUUGGAUAGAGGUUUUAAAUGUACACCAAACCUCUAGUAACAUGGUAAAAUUAUUUUGUGACUGAAUUACAUUCUAAAAUCUUCAAAAAUUAUCUCUGUAUUUGGUUCCUUCUCAAGUUCUACCAAAUAAAAUCUCAGAAACAUCAAAUUUUACAUUCUUUAGCAAGAUUUGCAGUUAUGCCAUUUUUAUUGUAUUAGAGUAUAUAUAGAUAUAAUUUUGCUGAGCAUUGCAUAACUUUGUACAUACUGAAUGUAGAUUAAGUAGAUGCACUCAUGCACAAGCUUGCUUUUGUAAGUGCUAAAUUUCCUCUUUAAUUUAAUAAAUUAUCCUCAAAUUGGUUUAAAAUAAAUAAGAGGAGGAAAAUAAAUUUAAAAAAUAAGCUACAGUGCUGUAAAAAUUAAGUAAUUCUAUUAGUGUUUAAAAAGAAAGAAUAAA